GUCCUUGUAAAAUUCAUAGAUAUUGCAUCUCUUCCCCGCCCCUUUUUUUUUAUUUCAAUAAGCAUAAAUAGCAAUGUGUGUUGGGUAUUUACUAUUUUUGCUACAAUAUGUACUUCUUUUAAACAUUCUAUCCUUCUUCUAUAUCUUUUAUUUGAGUCAGGGUGAUAAUCGCAACCGCAUUACCAGACGCACCUUCAACCGCUAUUAUCGAAAAAGAGCUUUUGUGACUUUGAAAUGUUUUCGAAAAUGGAUCUUCUUUUUGCUGGUUGCUUAUUUAUUGUACUUGUUUUGCUUUAAAAAGUUUUUACUGUCGACAACGCAUAUCGUUUUUUCACUAUUUAAUACUGCUGCCACUGGUACUGCAACAUCGAUACCAACUACAACAUCCACCAGAUUCACUACGGCACGAUUUUUCGUUGAUUUCAUAUCAUGUCGAAACUUUUUCAAGAAACAUCGACAACGCACGGGCUUGCUUCUAUAUCUUUAACUCACGUCUAUUUCAAUCCGCAUGAUAAAUUAUCCUACUUAUUUGGUUAUAUAACAUUGGCACCUAUUGCUAUCCUUGUAUUUUAUGCCUCCGUCAUUGUCUCAAGGCGUGAAGUAGGGGGUAUACUUAUGCUAUCAGGACAAUUAUUGAACGAAGCACUCAAUUACAUCCUGAAAGAGACAAUAGAACAAGAAAGGCCACAUCUUCAUUUGGGUGAUGGUUAUGGUAUGCCGUCAAGUCAUUCCCAAUUCAUUUGGUAUUUUGCAGUUUACGGCUCCCUGUAUAUGCACAAAUUCAUUCAUCUGGAUCAUGGCAUUUAUAAAAUAAUAGUCAGUCUAGGGAUGUCUGCUUUAGCCAUCCUUGUAUCCAUUUCAAGGUAAAGGAAAAGCUAAACUGCGUAAGUGCUAUGUAUCGCUGAUUACAUACCACUACUAUGUACAGGAUCUACCUAGGUUACCACUCUAUUUAUCAAGUCUUUGCAGGUUCUGCUAUUGGUAUUUUGUUUGGUCUUUUUUGGUAUUAUGUGGUCGUUCAUAUAAUCCAUAAAUCAGGCAUUUUAGACGUCUUUCUAAAUACGACCAUUGCACAAAAGUUGUAUAUUCGAGAUAUGUCAUCUGUGCCAAAUAUAGCUCGUUUAGAGUACGAGCAAUAUCUCAAAUUGAAAAAGAGGUCUACUACUUUUACCACCGCAAAUAAUAAUGACCAUGAUAAAAAAGAUAACUGAACAAGAAAAAUCAACACGUGUAGGCACAGCACUGCAGAGGGAUCACGUUGAAGCUUUUUUUCCCUUGAAUUUUUUUUUAAUAAACGAUCCAAUCAGAG
Molecule: messenger RNA, 1309 nt
Organism: Mycotypha africana
Lineage: Eukaryota; Fungi; Mucoromycota; Mucoromycetes; Mucorales; Mycotyphaceae
Exons: 2
Coding region: 430-867 (145 amino acids)
Biological process (GO): protein N-linked glycosylation; lipid biosynthetic process
Cellular component (GO): endoplasmic reticulum membrane; intracellular membrane-bounded organelle
Molecular function (GO): dolichyldiphosphatase activity
Source: RefSeq, a predicted model, not a curated record